Molecule: messenger RNA, 1599 nt
Organism: Procambarus clarkii (red swamp crayfish)
Lineage: Eukaryota; Metazoa; Arthropoda; Malacostraca; Decapoda; Cambaridae
Source: RefSeq, a predicted model, not a curated record
AUGCGUGACACCACUCACAGGAAGCGUGACACCACUCACAGGAAGCGUGACACCACUCACAGGGAGCGUGACACCACUCACAGGAAGCGUGACACCACUUACAGGGAGCGUGACACCACUCACAGGAAGCGUGACACCACUUACAGGGAGCGUGACACCACUCACAGGAAGCGUGACACCACUCACAGGAAGCGUGACACCACUCACAGGAAGCGUGACACCACUUACAGGGAGCGUGACACCACUCACAGGAAGCGUGACACCACUCACAGGAAGCGUGACACCACUCACAGGAAGCGUGACACCACUUACAGGAAGCGUGACACCACUUACAGGAAGCGUGACACCACUUACAGGAAGCGUGACACCACUUACAGGAAGCGUGACACCACUUACAGGAAGCGUGACACCUCUUACUGGAAGCGAGACACCACUUACAGGAAGCGUGACACCACUUACAGGAAGCGAGACACCACUUACAGGAAGCGUGACACCACUUACAGGAAGCGUGACACCACUUACAGGAAGCGUGACACCACUUACAGGAAGCGUGACACCACUCACAGGAAGCGUGACACCACUUACAGGAAGCGUGACACCACUUACAGAAAGCGUGACACCACUUACAGAAAGCGUGACACCACUUACAGAAAGCGUGACACCACUCACAGGGAGCGUGACACCACUCACAGGAAGCGUGACACCACUCACAGGAAACGUGACACCACUUACAGAAAGUGUGACACCACUCACAGGAAGCGUGACACCACUUACAGGAAGCGUGACACCACUUACAGAAAGCGUGACACCACUUACAGAAAGCGUGACACCACUUACAGGAAGCGUGACACCACUUACAGAAAGCGUGACACCACUUACAGAAAGCGUGACACCACUUACAGGAAGCGUGACACCACUCACAGGAAGCGUGACACCACUUACAGAAAGCGUGACACCACUUACAGAAAGCGUGACACCACUUACAGAAAGCGUGACACCAAUCACAGGGAGCGUGACACCACUUACAGGAAGCGUGACACCACUCACAGGGAGCGUGACACCACUUACAGGAAGCGUGACACCACUUACAGAAAGCGUGACACCACUCACAGGAAGCGUGACACCACUCACAGGAAGCGUGACACCACUUACAGAAAGCGUGACACCACUUACAGAAAGCGUGACACCACUUACAGGAAGCGUGACACCACUCACAGGGAGCGUGACACCACUCACAGAAAGCGUGACACCACUUACAGAAAGCGUGACACCACUCACAGGAAGCGUGACACCACUCACAGGAAGCGUGACACGACUUACAGAAAGCGUGACACCACUUACAGGAAGCGUGACACCACUCACAGGAAGCGUGACACGACUUACAGAAAGCGUGACACCACUUACAGGAAGCGAGACAUAACUUAUGUUUUAUUAAUCAUAAGUUUUUAUCCAACUUACGAUAUACUUCGUCUGAUUACCGAGAAGUUUCGUGCGAAAUAUGAGGUGAUUCGAUCUACUUAUGAGAAGUUAUCCGGCUGCAAUAAUGUUGUUAUCUCAUUGGAUAUCUCUCACACUUGGUACCAAAGUUUUUUUCCCUAA